AGGGUAAAAAAAAAAAAAAACCCACUUUGCUAAAACUGCUGAUCCUGAGUCUCACCUUGGGUCUCCAACUAGUACAGUUUACCUCCCCUCACCUUGUACCGAGGCCUGGGCCUGGGGGUCACGUGAAAACAAAAAAAACAACAACAUGUGCUGCCCUAACGCGAUUUGAAUUCUGACUAGAAUGACAUAGACGUUUCUAAGCCUUGAACAAAACUUAAAAGGGAAUAAACAUUGAUAAUAAAUGUAACCUACUUCCCUCCCCUUUACCCACCCCCCUCAGUACACAUUUUAACAUCCCCCCCCCCUCCUGUAUUAUUUACGAAGCAAUAAUUUAAAAGCUAAAUACAAAUCAGAAAUAAGCGAGUGUAACCUGAAGUUGUCCAAAACUGAAUUAUACAUAGGAUCUAAUAACACUAAAUGCAUAAACCUGCACACCUAGAUCAAGAAGUUCAGAUACGUAAAAAUUAUAGAAUUGGAUGUGAAUAGGAAACUAACUCAGUCAUUGAUAACUAUCUGAAUACAGCCAACUAUCAAAUCAUUAUCGACAAUCCCAUUUCCAUAGACUCUAUUAGAGCUGAGCAAAAUGCAAGCGACUUUCUUUGAGCUGCCAAUAGUGCAGUUCUUACUGAUUCUUCUCAUCAUAUUUUUAACAAUUGGCUUGAUGUCGAAAAAGAUCCGAACAAAAAGAAAGCCGGAUAACUCCCCGCCCUAUCCCUCCCCACCGUCGUACUUCGUCGGACAUUUGUUUCAACUGACCACCAACUGUCGCCUCAAAAUGCGAGAAUGGAGACAUGCCACUGGCGACCUCUACAGCCUGGACUUUGCUGGUCGCCAUUACAUAGUAGUCAACGGCUAUAAAACAUUCAAAGAAGUUUUCGUACAUCAUGCAGGGUCAGUUCAGGGUGUACCUCCUUCUUUCAUCAACGACAAGCUGCAGGAACAUAACAAAGGGAUCGCCGAGUCCAAUGGUCAGAAUUGGCUUGAGCAGAGAAAGGUGUCCAUCUCUAUUUUACGUUCUUUUGGCUUAGGAACCAAUCUCCUGGCCGAGCGAAUCCAAAACGAAGUAUGUGUGUAUCUGGACGAAUUGUCCAAACUCCGGGGCGCACCGUUAGAUGCCCGCCUACUGACAACAGUCAGUGUCUCUAACAUCAUCUGCUCAAUAAUUAUUGGUAGAAGAUUUGACCACCAAGACCCAUACUUCACGGAACUAGUCAGCAACAUGGGUAAAGCCACUAAAUACUUCGCUAAUCUACCUCUCCUGACCUUGUUCCCAUGGCUGUACCACAUACCAGGGGAUUUAUUCAACGCCCGAAAGCUUGUCUCCAUUUUCAAAGAAAUCAACUGCUCAUUCUCACUGGCCAAUAUAGAAAGAAUCUGCGAUGACGAUAGCUCAGAGAAAGCAGACAAUUUCAUUGCUUGCUACUUAUCUAAGAUGGCAAAGAAACACAACGAAGGCAAGCCUACAACUAUGGAUAAAGAAAACCUGAUAGCUGUUAUACGGAACCUCUUCAUAGCCGGUACCGACACUACCAGUGGUAACAUUUUGUGGUUCCUUCUAUACAUGCUUCAUUACCCGGAUGUCCAGGAGAAAAUAUACCAAGAAAUUGUAUCCAGAGUUGGCAGCGAGCGCCAGAUUACAAUCGAAGACAAACCAAAUCUUCCGUAUUUAAACGCUGUUGUCAUGGAGACACAGAGGCACGCCUGCGUGACCCCGUUCGCUUCACCAAGAGUUGUGAUUGAAGAGUUCACUGCUGAAGGUUUCGUUUUUCCCGCCGGCGCCCACAUCCUACCAAACAUGGACUCGGUGCAGCACGACCCAAACGUCUGGGAGAAUCCUGGAGAUUUCAACCCGGAGAGAUUUUUAGACAAGGGCGGUAAUCUGAUUCAACCCGAAGAGUUCAUUCCCUUUUCUCUGGGUAAUAGAGUCUGUCUCGGGGAGUCGAUGGCCAAAAUGGAACUUUUCUUAUUUUUUUCAGCCAUUAUACAGCGCUUUCAACUGUUACCAGAACAUGAAAACCGACUUCCACCAUUGGAUGAAAUUUACGGUGCCAUUGCCUGCCCUCAACCUUAUAAACUGAGAUUUAUUCAAAGAAACAAUUAACUGGAUGGAUAUUGAAAUGUGUUGACAUUAUCGCACUGUUGGCCUUAUGAAACGAGAUGUGUAUUGAACGCUCGAUAUUGUGUCGGUUGAAACAUUUAAAAAGCGCAUGACCUGUGACCUUUGACCUGUGUGUAUCACAACGCUAAAGAGAUUGCUCAACGGAUAGAAGGGAAAGACACGCAUGAUGUAAAAAAACACUGUCAUAUAAAAAAAAAUAGGCCAGGCAUACCUGAUUUCCGCUAGCAGGUCACUAAGUGCGUGAAUGUCAUUACAUUAAGUGCGUGAAUGUCGUAACAUGGCGUGUAUGGAUGUCGUAAAAUUUGGUGCAUGAAUGCCAUUUAAGCGCCAAAAAUGUCAUGACAUUAAGUGCAUGAAUGUCGUACAAAUUGGUCUUUGAAUGUCGUUACGUUUAUAUAUAUAGGAACAUAGAAUGUUGUGUUGGAAUGUCUUUAUAUUAAAGCCUGUCAAUGUUAUCUUUUAUUUCAUUGACAUUAUGUCGUUAAGCCUCAUUAUGUUCAGUGAAAGAUUGCAAUACUUUUGUGUAUGUCAUUGUUAUGUUUGAACAGUUGGUCAAAUUUAAAAUAAAAAGCAAAA
Biomphalaria glabrata is the source of this 2695-nucleotide messenger RNA. RefSeq names its product cytochrome P450 2B5-like. Gene Ontology annotation, biological process: xenobiotic metabolic process. Gene Ontology annotation, molecular function: oxidoreductase activity, acting on paired donors, with incorporation or reduction of molecular oxygen, reduced flavin or flavoprotein as one donor, and incorporation of one atom of oxygen; iron ion binding; heme binding. The transcript has 2 exons. The coding region runs from base 584 to 2101 and encodes 505 amino acids. The record is from RefSeq and is a predicted model, not a curated record. NCBI's taxonomy places the organism in Eukaryota, Metazoa, Mollusca, Gastropoda, Planorbidae. Gene Ontology annotation, cellular component: cytoplasm; intracellular membrane-bounded organelle.